UGAUGAUGCUGCCGGUGGAAAAUGGCUGCUGCAUCCUCGAGCCCAUCCAAAACCAUAUGAAGGUGGACAGAGAAAGACGAGAAUAUGAGAGCAGCGAGCACAAGGACUGAGUGAAAGAGAGACCGUGGUCGUGCGUAUGUGAGCGAGAGUGUGAGAACGCGCGCGCGUUUGUGCGUGCGUGUGUGUGUGUGUGUGUGUGUGUGUAUGAUUGUGAGAACGCGCCCGCGCGCGCGAGUGUGUGUGUGUGUUCGGUAAGAAGGGGAAUAAAAAAGACGAGAGACCGGGGGGCAGCCAGCUCGAAGCGGCGGGCAACACCAAGCCAUGGAGGGCGAUGUGCGUGUCCGAGCCGUGGUGAUGACACGUGAUGAUUCUAGCGGUGGCUGGGUACCCCUUGGAGGCGGUGGCCUCAGUCACGUGGUCAUAUGUAAGGGGCGGAGCUCUGAAGGUUGUGGACGGAGACAGUACGUCAUACGUGGAGAACGGCUACGCGAUCGAGCACCUGUGCUUGAAUGCGCCAUUCAAAAGGGUCUGGUCUACAACAAGGUGAACCCCAUCUUCCAUCAUUGGCGUGUGGAGGAGAGGAAGUUUGGUCUGACCUUCCAGAGCCCAGCUGAUGCCAUCUCCUUCGAGAGGGGGCUUCAAAAUGUCCUUGAGAAGCUGGACAGAGGAUCUGACUCGCCAUCCUCCUCGACACCAGAAGAGGGCGACACUGAGGAUGACGGUCAAGCAUCUCAUACAGGGAGUGAGUCGUCAUCCAACAGCAGAAAAGAGAUGCUGCCCAAACCCAUUACCAUUGUGACCAGUGAGUCCUCCUCCACCUGUUUUGUGCACUCCACGGAGGAGUUUGCAUAUGGGGCAGGGCACGCUGUCACGACGCAGACCCCGGCCCAGAUCCACACCCGACCUGCCCAGCACCAGCUCACCCAAGUCUCCGCUGUUUUGAAUCCUCCGGCACCCCCUCCGCCUCCUCCGGCUCCCCCGACCCCCCCCAUAGUGCCCCCUGCCUCCCCACUCUCUCCGCUCUCGCCCACCAUCUCCCUGCUGGAGGAAGGGGACCUCCGCAGCCUCGACCCCUGCAAGGACCUGUGGGGUACACGCGGCUACGAGGACUACCGCCGCGCCGGUGCUACACGGACCAAGGUGGGCGGGCUGACGGGGGGCGUGGUGGUGAGCAGCAGUCAGGACAAAUCAGAGCUCUGUGUGGUGCGCUUUGAGAAGGAACUGGCCGGUGUGGGCACCACAGGCUGCGAGGUCACCGUCAUGCUGGACACGAAAGGCUCUCAGCUCAACUCUUCGCCCACCUGCAUACCCAACGCCGUGCCGGGAGUACCGUCGGCCAGUGGCUCCCCGGAGGAGACAGGUAAAGGCUCGCCCUCACCUUGCUGCAUCCACACCUCGCUCGCCACGCCCCGCUCUCGGACUCGCAAGCGAGGGGGUAGUGGAGGGGAAGCCAUCUCGCCCGACGACGACAGCUCUUGUCCACAGGGCUCCUCCUCCUGCUCAUCACGCUGUGUGUACUGCCGCUCCGUCUUCAGCGCCUCCGAGAACGGACGAGGCCGCUGCCGGGACGCUCCCGAUCCGGCGCUACACUGCCUGCGCCAGUGGACGUGUGUGUGGUGCGCAGAGAGCCUGCUCUACCACUGCAUGUCGGACUCUGAGGGCGAGUUCUGGGAGCCGUGCUCGUGUGAGGACUCGAUGGGCAGGCGGCCGCACCCGUUGUGCUGCGCCCGCUGGAUGGCACUGUUGACGCUGUCUCUUUUCGUGCCCUGCAUGUGCUGCUACCUGCCCCUGCGCGCAUGUCUGCGAUGUGGGGAGAGAUGUGGCUGCUGCGGAGGAAAGCACAAGGCCGUGCGAUGAGGCCUGACCGGGGGGAGGGCGUGUGGGCAGGGGUGACGGGACAGGAGCACAAAGACGUUGUAGUCAUUCGAGGAGCAGUCGUAGAGCCAGAUCUCCUACAUAAACCUUGACGAUAACAUCCCCUCACCCUCCUCGAGGCCGUCUGCUGCAUUCCGCUCUUCUCUGCUCGGACCCUUCACACCGGUGGAGGGUGCAUGGGUUCGGGAAGAUCGCUUUCUGAUUUGCUGGUCGUUGGGGUCAGGGGUCGUCUCCGGGAGGUGGGGAGUGAAUGGGGAUCAGUGACGUGUAAACAAUUGUUCGUUUUUUUUCUCUUUGGUUUUAUUUAUUACAUUUAAUUUAGGGAGAAAAAUUAUCUGAAAAAUGUUUAUAGCUAUGGUUAUUGAGUAUAUUAUUUUACUUGAACUAUUGAAAGAUUUUAUUUUUUGUUUUUGCAAUUGAUUUAAUGAAUACACUCCCCUUGUACCUCUAAGUUACUGAGAUUUACCUCAAUGUCCAGAGGAGAGGAAGGCAGAUAUUUUGAGGAUGGAGUAUAGUGGUGAGGUUUUGUAUAUGGUCUUUACAGUAGGUUUUUCACACACGUUCGGCCAGAACAUAUUUGUGAAGGAGAACAUUUUGAUGUCGUAUCACUUUUAGUUGUUUGAGAACAGGGAACGUGAACGGUCUGAUCGAGGGCAGUUUCACCAAAAUCACCACUUUCACCACAUGCAUGUCAUUUUUCUGUCAAGAUUAUAGUUGUAUUAGACUUGCCAGCAACCAAGAAUGUUAUCUAUAUUUGAAGUAUAGACCAAAAAAGUGGAGAGAUAAUCUAGACAUGAAUCUGCCGAACAUUUGCAAAGCAAAUGGGAAACUAGGCCUUGAAAUGUAGUCGAACACACCACCAAAAAUACAGUGUUAAGGAUAAAAAGCAAAGGCUUGUUGUGUGUGACACAACAUUUGAACUUUAUCUGUCAGUAUAGCAACAAGACAAAGUACUCAGUCUUUAACUAUAAUGAGUCACAAUGCUCCUCACAUGUGCUUUUGGGCGGUCGCACCAUGUCCUAAACAGAGCAACGAAGUGACAGGAUAUUUUGUCUGUUGUUAGCCCCGCCCACAGUGAAAUACCAUUGGUCCAAAAACAUCAGCUAUGACUGUAUAAGAGUAUAUUUUGUUUUCACUGUAGACAGACAAA
Carassius carassius (crucian carp) is the source of this 3025-nucleotide messenger RNA. Its product is annotated as sprouty-related, EVH1 domain-containing protein 1-like. Gene Ontology annotation, cellular component: membrane. Bases 322 to 1857 code for a protein of 511 amino acids. The transcript is spliced from 6 exons. Gene Ontology annotation, molecular function: protein kinase binding. Gene Ontology annotation, biological process: negative regulation of MAPK cascade; multicellular organism development. NCBI's taxonomy places the organism in Eukaryota, Metazoa, Chordata, Actinopteri, Cypriniformes, Cyprinidae. The record is from RefSeq and is a predicted model, not a curated record.